UCGCUGCGAAUUUAGUGGCAAACGAGCCAGCCAGUCGACCAGACACACGAGCGCGAGUUUGAAAUCGAAAACCUGGCCCAAACUGAAAUUCAAAACCGUCGAAAUAGCAUUAAUAGCAGUGAUCGCAGAUUGCAACGAGCGUGGGCUGUAAUCGGAAGUGUUAAGCAAAAAUAAAUAUUUGGAUAAUAAACAAAAAAAGCACAGCAGCUGUAGCUGGAGCUGGAACUAAUUGAAAGCCUCCCGGCUAAUUGCCAAUAAUGAGGAUUGCCGAAAUUGGCAACCGCUGAGAAAAAUAGAUAAUUUGGAAAAUCUUGUGCGUGUGUACGAAGCCGUGAAAAGCCAACGGCAAAUAAAUUGCAAAUUAAAUCGGCAUAUUAAUACGUAAGCACCGAAGGAUCACCAUGAAAUCGUGGCUGCUGGCUGUGGUGGCCCUGGCAGCAGUUGCAACUGGCAGCCAGACGCCCAGUGCGAAUCAAUACCAUAUCCAGACGGACGAGGGACCGGAGCGCUACUUCCGCUUCCAAACGGACAGCGGACAGUUUCGCAAGGAGAAGCGGCUGCAGGAUGGCACAGUCAUUGGAACUGAGGCGUGGAUCGAUGCGGCGGGCUAUCUGCGACAGAAGGACUACAUCGCCGAUAAGCAGGGCUACAGGAUACUGAAGUCCAAGACCAUCUAUGUGGGCCUAGGAAGAGCCGUUGAGGACGCCAUCAAAUCCACCAAGGCGGCGCCAGCUCAAUCGGGUGUCCUAGUGCAUGGCGGCGGCUCCUCGGGAUCUACGGCCAACAGUCUGGGCAGCUAUCGACGUCCCAGCUAUGGCUACAUUUCCAGCACCACGUCCACCACCACUCCUGCUCCAUAUCCACCACCAGCUCUGCUGGACGUCGAGGAUUCCGGCGCUGGCAAGCUGAAUUACUUGCCACCCGAACAAGCGGCCAAGAUUGAGCCACAAUCACAGCUCGGAUUCGAUCACUAUCCGGAUGAGCUGCCGCGGGCUAGAGAUCAGCUACUCUCGCCCCUUCCGGCCACGCCCCUCAGCCCACUGGUGGACAUCCACUCCAAUGGCGACCCUGUCCAAGACGUGGAACUGAAUGCCAUCAAUGUGUACGACGCUGAAGCAGAUCGAGCUUUCGGUCAUGGACAAUUUGGUUCGGUUAUUAGUUCCACUACGGCCAGACCUCCAUCGCUGGAUAUGCUUCCUCCACUGACUGCACACAGGCGACGUCUGCGUCCGCGUCCGACUCCAGCUCCCAUAGCCAUCGUUUCCAGCACACCAGCGCCCAUUUCUGGCGGGGAUUUGUACGGCUACUCCACGCCGCAACCCUUCGCUGCGCCUGCCUAUCAAUUCGCCCCGCCAGCCACGUCCGCCAGCACGGGAUAUGGCUACUAUCCGCCUCCGCAAUCCCCAGUGGAUGUGAACUCCCUGGAGUCGGCUCUGCUUCCGCCACUGCCCAACACCUACCGAAGACGCCUGCGUCCAAGGCCAGUCCCGAGCAAUCACCUCGAGGGAUUGGCCGCCUCCGAAUACGAUGGCGUGGGAUCGACCGGUAAUGGAUUCCGGUAUGUGCUGCCCAAGCAGUACCACGAGGAGGAAACGAAUCCGGCGGACGGAAAGCGAGCGGGCAGCUUUGGCUACGUGGAUCCCUUCGGAAUCCGGCGGGUAGUGUACUACAACGCAGCUCCCGGCAGAGGAUUCGUGCAUCGGAAUAACAACCAGUUUGUGGGCGCCAAUGGAGCGCCAUUCGAUUCGCCGGGUCCGGCGCAGCUGGUCAACGAAUAGAUGGUAGGGAGUAGGAUCAUUCAUGGAGAUUAGUGUGGGUCGAUUUAUUUUGUCAGCGAUUUUUGGGUUCUUCAAAGAGUUUAGGGGUUAGGAAUCGAAUAAAUCUGGGUAAUUUUGAGUUGUAGGAUAUGGCAUAUACCUUUUCGCUACAUUUUUAUUAUGGGUUCUUUCAGAAGAUUUCCCAUAAAGCUAGAAACAUAAGCUCUAAAGAAAUGCGAGUAGUGAAAUUAUAAUAUUUAUGUCAUGUGAUAAAUUUUAAAUGGAUAUUCAGUAUUUCAUCAAAUUGAUUUUUCGGAGCUUACACCUAUAGAUUUUUAGGACAAGUUACUAAAGUACCAAGUAGGUCCACCCAAACCGUGUAAAUCGACCCACUCUAAUGCAGGUGCUGCACGUAACCCGAAUCCCGACUCACUCAACGAGGCACCAAAACUAACCAUUGAACCUCAACCAAGGGGAAUCCCCCACUUACGAUUAACCUGUACAUAUAACCCCGCUUAGAGCUUUCCUCUCUCAAAGCCCCACUCUUUUUUUUUAUCUGUACUGCACGCACACACACACACACGCAAAGAAAACGACAUCUGUGUUAAUUAAUUUAAUGCUUAAUCACAUCCAAAUGUAACAUAAUUUAUAAAUCGAAACACUGUGCAAUUAGCGCUUAGAAUAAGUUCAUUUGGGGUACUCACUGCCGCACGAAAUGUAGAUUGUGUAAGUGAUUGGGGAGCAAUCGAUUCACGUAUUAAUCUUGCCAUAUUAACAAAAAGUAAAUUAAUUAACAUCUCUGUUCAUCACUUGGAACUCCCCACUUGGCCCCUUAGCGUAAUUUAUACCAAACAAAAUUAACGAUAGCCGUUUUUUGGCCAAUAGCUGUUCAUUUCUGAAGAAUGAAUGAAUACCCGUUGCCUAAAAACUUUAGCCAUGUAUUGCGAAAAAUGUUAUUGUUAAGCAGUUUAAAGACAAUAAAAAGAUGUAUUUAAAUUAUAAA
This is a messenger RNA of Drosophila yakuba, 2760 nucleotides long. RefSeq lists its product as uncharacterized. Gene Ontology annotation, molecular function: structural constituent of chitin-based larval cuticle. Bases 402 to 1778 code for a protein of 458 amino acids. The transcript has 4 exons. Lineage: Eukaryota; Metazoa; Arthropoda; Insecta; Diptera; Drosophilidae. Gene Ontology annotation, cellular component: chitin-based extracellular matrix. The record is from RefSeq and is a predicted model, not a curated record.